AUGUCAGCACGGUCAUGGGCUAAGAUGCUUGUUGGAGGCGCGGUACUCAUUAUCGGAGGUCCAGCAAUGGUAGACUACUUGCGCCCUACAGACGAGGAAUUGUUCAAGCGAUUCAACCCCGAGAUACAGAAACGCAAUUUGGAGAACCGAGAAAGACGACAGCAGGAGUUCGAUCACUUCAUGACGCAGCUUAAGGAAAGGACGAGCUCGAGUAGGAACAUGUGGGAUACUAGCAAGACGGCAGAAGAGGACAAGAAGAAGCAACAGACGCAACCCGUACAACCAAAGCAGGACUCAGAAUGA
Trichophyton rubrum CBS 118892 is the source of this 303-nucleotide messenger RNA. RefSeq lists its product as uncharacterized. NCBI's taxonomy places the organism in Eukaryota, Fungi, Ascomycota, Eurotiomycetes, Onygenales, Arthrodermataceae. Gene Ontology annotation, cellular component: mitochondrial membrane. The record is from RefSeq and is a predicted model, not a curated record. Bases 1 to 303 code for a protein of 100 amino acids. Gene Ontology annotation, biological process: mitochondrial respiratory chain complex III assembly. The transcript has 4 exons.